This is a messenger RNA of Racocetra fulgida, 157 nucleotides long. The record is from the annotation of a GenBank genome assembly. Lineage: Eukaryota; Fungi; Glomeromycota; Glomeromycetes; Diversisporales; Gigasporaceae.
GAACACUCUCUUAGAAAUAAUUCAAAUUACUUUUUACAUCCAAGACGCUAUACAGAAGAGUUCCUAUCAUGUUCUUAUAGUGUUCCCAAGAAUUUUGAUAGAAACAUGGAUUCAACUAGGGUUGUUAGUAAUCAAUGGGUAUUGUACUAUUUGGUGA